Orussus abietinus is the source of this 3166-nucleotide messenger RNA. RefSeq names its product heparan sulfate 2-O-sulfotransferase pipe (gene pip). Gene Ontology annotation, cellular component: membrane. The coding region runs from base 1120 to 2307 and encodes 395 amino acids. The transcript is spliced from 8 exons. The record is from RefSeq and is a predicted model, not a curated record. Lineage: Eukaryota; Metazoa; Arthropoda; Insecta; Hymenoptera; Orussidae. Gene Ontology annotation, molecular function: sulfotransferase activity.
GAGCGGGCCUUGCGUAUCGCGCUUCCACUCUUUACGAGGCGAGUUCACGGGUAGAACGCGAUGAAAACGGCAGUCGCAUGCGGACCAGCCUGCUGCAACCACUGGGACAGGCGGACUCAUCGGUGCCGACCAACCGACCACCGGACCAGUUCAUCCUGGAGUUCCCAGAGAAGAUUGAACUACCUAGUUCCUUCGAAAACAAUGUAAAAUCACGGCGGACUGCCUAAACACUGCGACAAGUGGAGCCCGGAAAUUCGCCGACCCUGAGGAUGAUCUUGAAGAAGAGCUGAAGAUACGAUAGACUUUUAAAGACAGUCUCCGAAGGGUUCAAAUUUGGAGGACGAUGCUUAGAAUGGCAAAAAAAAUAUCCUGAGGCGUCCCGACCUUGAAGAACCGAAAGAUAGCGGAGAGCUCCCGAAGAAGACCGUGAUAAUGUUGUCGAGUCGUAAGAGAACCUCGAAGAGUGGAGUCGUAAUCCGAUCUUGGAAGUUCUAAAGGGGGUAUCCUGAAGAGAGAUAACCUUAGGACCUCCGAGAAGCCCUCUCGAGUCACGGCCUUGAGGAGGACCCUAAGGAACGCCGCGAAGGGAUCUUGAAGAGUCCUUGAAAUUCUUGGACUGGAGAGGUUCUCGAAGAAGCGUCAUUUUUCUCCGAUAAAGGGGAUCCUCGGAAUCGGAUUUUAGUGGGGCGAAGGAAGAGUGAUCCUGAAGCCGUUCACCCUGAGGACCUUUUCUGCGAGAUUUCUCUUACGAAGAGUCGGAGGAGUAAGGUGUGACCCAUUUUGCCCGAUCUCCUUCCUGGAUCGUUCGUCUCGAGAACGGUCGGCGAUCUAGGUUUCGCGCUAAGUGGGACGUUCGAGAGGAUCUCGAAGACUGGUCGAUCCUGGUGACCCAAUGCUUAUCGUUGAUUGGCUGGUCAUCUAGGUCGAAUGCUGAUCCGGUGAACAAGAUACGGAAAAUGGCCGCGACCGGUAUGAGGAUCUACUUCGGACAUGAUCGAAACUCGGUCGGGAAGUGACCCUGAAGAGCCGAGGAUCAAGUAGGGCUGCUCGAAGAGGGAGGUCGGGAAAUUCGAGAUUAAGUGGAGGGCGCUUCUAAGGACUAUUUGGCCUGCUAGGAUCAUGAUAGUCAAGGACAACAUGUGGCGCCAACGUCGACUGGCCGUCCCUAAGAGGACCAGCGAACUCGUGGCUCUGGUGGCGCUCUCGAGCACGUUGUUCCUCUUCCUGCACACGAGGGACCUGCAUUCCCGACUUCGCGAGAUGGAAGUGCGACUCCAACCCGGGGACGACGAGAACUUGUCGUCGAACCAGCUGUCUUCGGAAGGAGUGCAAGAUUCGGGGCCGAGUGGGAUCGUUCACUACACCAACGCUCAAAGGGUUACUACCGAGCUGUACGUGGACUCGGAGCUUUUGGACGUGGACGCCUUGAACAACACGAAGAGGGCCGGCAGAGACGUGCUCUUCUUCAAUCGGGUGCCGAAGGUGGGCUCUCAGACCUUCAUGGAGUUGCUGAGGAGACUCUCCAUGCGCAACGGGUUCUCCUUCAACAGGGACCGGGUGCAGAGAGUCGAGACGAUCCGAUUGGCGCCGAUCGAGCAGCUGCAGCUAGCCACGAUGGUCAGCUCUUACGCCGAGCCCUCCGUCUACGUGAAGCACGUGUGCUUCACCAACUUCACCGAGUUCCACUUGCCGGAGCCGAUUUACGUGAACCUCGUCCGCGACCCCAUCGAGCGCGUCAUUUCCUGGUAUUACUACGUAAGGGCGCCCUGGUAUUACGUCGAGAGGAAGCAGAUUUUCCCAGACCUGCCUCUGCCCGAUCCCAGCUGGCUGAAGAAGGACUUCGAGACCUGCGUCCUGAGCGGCGACAGGGAGUGCAGGUACCUGGAGGGAGAGAUCCACGAGGGCAUCGGCGACCACCGUCGGCAGACCCUCUUCUUCUGCGGUCACGGCGAGAAGUGCACGCCCUUCAACACCCUCGGCGCCCUGGAAAGGGCGAAGCUCGCGGUGGAGAAGCAUUACGCCGUGGUGGGAGUCCUGGAGGACGUGAACAGCACCCUCACGGUCUUGGAGAACUACGUUCCCCGAUUUUUCGAGGGCGCCACGGAGGUUUAUUACGACCAGGAGAACUCGUUCACGAAGAUCAACAGGAACUUCUUCAAGCCCCCUGUGAGCGAGGAGGUGAAGGACCUGGUUCGCCGGAACUUCACUCGUGAAGUGGAGUUCUACCAGUUCUGCAAGCAGCGACUUCACAAGCAGCUCAGAGCCCUGAAGCUGGCCAAUCCGCCGUUCACGGGGAAUUCUCUCUAAGAAGGUCCCGAAGAGCUUCCAAGGAUGCUUUCAGAGGACGAUCUUCAGGUCGCAGAGGCCUCCACGAGGUCCUCGAUAGGUCGCGGACCUCGGGAAACAGGGAUCAGGAUCGAAGCUAGGGAUAUCAUCUCGUUCGUUAAUUUCCUCCCCGGAUUCGACGAGAGCUCUCGAAGGGCGGCUCGAAUUUUCCUGAAAUGAAAAAAUCAAAAGCUUAGAGUUGGGGGUUCUAGGAACGCACUCGUUAAACGAAAAAUAAGAAAGAAAAAAAAGAAAGAGGGGGAAAAAUCAAAACUAGGUCUUGGUGGCUGGGAAAAGGCGGUACAUUUUCGAGGAAAUAUUCGGGAAGGAAGUUUCAAGGGAAAACCGAGGUCGAGUAUUUACGGGGAGAGUGGAUAGUUAAAAAGAAAAAGAAACCCGAUAAGCUGCGAUCGGCGGGAAACUAGACUAUCUCUCAAUUUCCCAUGUCUUGGGUUUACCGAGAUCCAUUAUUUUUGCAUUAAAUGCAUCUGAGGGAAAGGAUUAAGGAGUCGAGCCUCGUAAUCAAGGAACACCGAGUGAUCAAUUUAGUGCCAAAAUUCUCGCGAGUCAACGAAAUUAUCGGUGUUUCGAGGGGACCAACGAUAAGACGGAAACAUCUCGCGAGUCGAGUGCAUCUCCUUUUCCUUCUGGGGUGAUAUCGCUACACUUGCGGAUGGUAUCGUAGUUCUUCAUAAGUAGAAUCGUAUUCAGGUGUUCACCGUAUUUCCAAGAGGGCUGUAAAGAAUAAGAAUGACAUUUCGUACCUGUAACAACGAGAGAGGAAAGCCGUGUAUACUUGCAAUGUAAUGGCGCCAUUAAAAGUCAUUCGACGUUUCUUUAA